This is a messenger RNA of Acanthosepion pharaonis, 2355 nucleotides long. The record is from the annotation of a GenBank genome assembly. NCBI's taxonomy places the organism in Eukaryota, Metazoa, Mollusca, Cephalopoda, Sepiida, Sepiidae.
AUGCUAUCUGCUCCUCAUCUUCGCCUUCUUUCUUUCUAUCCCUUUCUUUCUUUCUUUCUUUCUUUCUUUUUUUCUUUCUUUCUUUCUUUCUUUCUUUCUUCGUCUUCCAUAAUUCAUUUGACCUCCUUCCGACCAUCUUUUCCACUUCCAAUCUCUCGUUUCCCUCUCACUUUCAUCUCUUAUACUUCCUCUUCUUUCUCGUCUCCUACCUGUCCAUCUCUCUUCCUGAUCCGCUUUUUCUUCUCAACGGACUGCUUCUCUUAUCACUACUUUAAAAUUUCUGUUCCUCUCACUAUUCCUUUACUUCUCCCCCCUUCAUGUCACUAUUCGUUCUACACUCCCCUUCCUCUCACAAUUCUUUCUACCCUCCCCCUCUUACUGUUCCAUCAUCUAUCUUCCCCCCACUUCUAUUUUCAUUGCGAUUCUUGGCUCUGUUUUCCCACUUUCUUUUUCUCGUCUCCCUCUCUUUCUUUUUCAAUACUUCUUCUUCCUCCUACUCCCCUUCCUCCUUCUACUCCUCGCUUUCUUUCCCUCAACCUAAUCCCUUUUUUCUUUUUUAUAUUAUCUUAUCCCUCUUCUAAAUUUUUCCUUCCUCUCGCAAUCCCUUCUACCCCCACUUUUAUCUCACUACGCCUUCUACCCUACAUUUACUCUCACUAUUUCUUCUACCACUCCUUCCUCUCACUAUUCUUUCUACCUACCUCCCUCUUACUAACCCUUCAUCGAUCUCUCCUACUUCCUGCUAUUUUCAUUGCGAUUCUUGGCUGUGUUUCUCCUCGUCUCCGUUACUUCUCGUUUUAUUUCUCUCUCUUCUCUGCUCUCUGUCUUUUCUCUUUCUCUCUUUCUCUUUUUUCUCCUCGUCCUCCGUUUUUCUUCUCUACUGUUCCAACAGCAAGAUUCCAAUUUUCUCUUUGUCUUUCUCUCUUCUUUUCUUCUCUUCUCUUUCUUUCUUUUUUCUUCUCUAUUUUCUUAUUCCCCCCCUUUCUGUCUUUCUCUCUCUUUUCUUCUCUUCUUCUCCCCCCCCCCUUUCUGAUUUUCUUCCUCUAUUUUUCUUAUUCGAUUAGCAACAGCAAGAUUCUCAAAUUUUUCCUCUUUGUCUUUCUCUUUCUUCUCUUCUCUUACAACAGAUUCCUUAGCUUUAAUUUUCCUCUUUUUUCUCUCUUUCUCUUUCUUUCUUCUUCUCUUUCCCCCCCUUUCUGGCUUUUUCUUCCUCUAUUUUCUUAUUCGAUUAGCAACAGCAAGAUUCCUCUUAAUUUUUCCUCUUUCAACAGCAAGAUUCCUCUUAAUUUUCCUUUUGUCUUUUCUCUCUCUUUUUUUUUCUUCUCCCCCCUUUCUGGCUUUUCUUCUCUUUUUCUUAUUCGAUUAGCAACCCCCUUAAAUUUUUGCUCUUUGUCUUUCUCUCUCUCUUCUCUUCUCUUCUUAUUUUCUGGCUUUUUCAUUUUCUUAUUCGAUUUAGCAACAGCAAGAUUCCUCUUAAUUUUUCCUCUUUCAACAGCAAGAUUCCUCUUAAUUUUUCCUCUUUGUCUUUCUCUCUCUCUUUUCUUCUCUUCUCUUUCCCCCCUUUCUGGCUUUUCUUCCUUUUUCUUCUCUUUUUUCUUUUUCUUCCUCCUAUUUUCUUAUUCGAUUAGCAACAGCAAGAUUCCUCUUAAUUUUUCCUCUUUGUCUUUCUCUCUCUCUUUUCUUCUCUUCUCCCCCCUUUCUGGCUUUUUCUUCCUCUAUUUUCUUAUUCGAUUAGCAACAGCAAGAUUCCUCUUAAUUUUUCCUCUUUAUUCCUCUUAUUUUUUCCUCUUUGUCUUUCUCUCUCUCUUUUCUUCUCUUCUCUUUCCCCCCUUUCUGGCUUUUUCUUCCUCUAUUUUCUUAUUCGAUACGAUUAGCAACAGCAAGAUUCCUCUUAAUUUUUCCUCUUUGUCCUUCUCUAUCUCUUUUCUUCUCUUCUCCCCCCUUUCUGGCUUUUUCUUCCUCUAUUUUCUUAUUCGAUUAGCAACAGCAAGAUUCCUCUUAAUUUUUCCUCUUUGUCUUUCUCUCUCUCUUUUCUUCUCUUCUCUUUCUUCUUUAUUCGAUGGCUUUUUCUUUUGUCCUCUCUUUUUUUCUUUUCCCCCCGUUCUGGCUUUUUUUCCUCUAUUUUUCUUAUUCGAUACGAUUAGCAACAGCAAGAUUCCUCUUAAUUUUUCCUCUUUGUCUUCUUUUUCAUUUAAGAUCUCUGUUCUCUUCUUUUUUUAUUACACUCCCCACCCACUCAUUUUUUCUUUUCUUUUCUUCCUCUCAGUACUUUCGUUGAUGCUCUCCCUCUCGUUUAUUCAUUAUUAUUAUUAUUAUUAUUAUUUCCCUCUCCUUUUCCUAAUCUACCGCCCCUAA